Molecule: messenger RNA, 936 nt
Organism: Plectropomus leopardus (leopard coralgrouper)
Lineage: Eukaryota; Metazoa; Chordata; Actinopteri; Perciformes; Serranidae
Source: RefSeq, a predicted model, not a curated record
UUCACCUCCUUUCGGGAAAUGACAAAAACAACAUCACCGUGCGGAAAAACGGAGACUUAACGCAGAUUUAACGGAGAUUUGGGGCCGCGGAGCUGUUUAUCAUCGCGUCCCGCGACAUUAAGAGACGAUGGCGGAGCAGAACCUGGAGGCGAAGCUGAAGAGCCGUCUGAAGCAGGAGCAGAUCCAGCUGUGGAGUCCUCCGUACACCGACGACGGCCAGCCGGGACGGCAGCACCUGCAGGAGCUGGCCGAGCGUUACGCCCCCCCGCUGGGUCUGCCGACGCCGCAGGUGGAGGACGCCCUGGAGUCCAUCAGACAGCAGGCCGUCCACAGGGGGACAGGAAACAGGACAUUCAGAGAGACCAACGUGGCCUCGCUGGAGCUGCUGCUUCCCAGAGACAGCAACAAGGAUCGGAGGACAAAGACUCGGCUGGAGACUCGGCUGGACGUGCUGGUUCAGGACGUGGUGGACAGGAUCAGAGACGAGUUCAGCCUCAAAUCCAUCAAACUGAUCCUCAACGGGAAAACUCUGUGUGUCGAGCAGCGUCUGGACCUGCAGGGUGUGAGGAAUCACAGUAAGCUGAUGGUUCUGAAGUUGAGUGACGGCGACUUUAAGCAGCUGAGCGACGAAGAGGAGAAGAAAAAAAACCAGAGCGAGAGCGUCCAGAAGACGCACAAAUGUUUCCAGAUCCUGUCCGAGAGAGACGGCAGCGAGGAGUCCUCGCCUUUCCUGGAGAUCAGCGACCAGAAGGGAAACCCUCUGAAGAUCCCCCACAAGCUCAAGAAGGUAGACCCUGAUACUCAACCUACGGCCCGAGGGCCAGACCCGGACCCUCACGGGGCCCCCUGUGGCCCCCAAACACUUUCUAAGUGGCAAUAAAAAUAAAGUUUACGGUGCCAGAGUGAAUAAAACAGCAUCAAAAGAGAUCCCCCACA